UUCUCUCAAUCAAACAUUUGCAUACCCCAUUGUAAUUUGAGAUUCAUUAAUAUUAUAGCCAGAGAAAUGGGUCGUCUAAAUCUUCUUAUGUCAGUAUUAUUAUCAAUUUUUUCAGUUAGUAUUGUGUUGAUGCCUAACUUGGCAUCUGCACAAUUGAAGACCAAUUAUUACGCCAAUACUUGUCCUAAUGUUGAAUCCAUUGUUAGAAAUGUUGUAAAUCAGAAAUUCAAACAAACUUUUGUUACUGUCCCUGCUGUUCUCCGUCUCUUCUUCCACGAUUGCUUUGUUGAGGGAUGUGAUGCUUCAGUGAUAGUAUCAUCUACACCAGGGAACACAGCUGAGAAGGAUCAUCCAGAUAAUCUUUCAUUGGCAGGAGAUGGAUUUGAUACUGUGAUUAAAGCCAAAGCCGCGGUUGAUUCAAACUCGCGUUGUAGAAAUAAAGUUUCAUGUGCUGACAUUCUCGCCUUAGCCACUAGAGACGUCAUUCAGCUGUCUGGAGGACCGUGGUAUCCAGUGGAAUUAGGAAGACUAGAUGGGUUCACAUCAAAAGCAUCCAACGUGGAAGGAAAGCUACCAAAACCAACAUUCAAUCUCAAUCAACUCAAUUCCAUGUUUGCCUCUCAUGGUUUAACUCAGGCUGACAUGAUCGCCCUUUCUGCGGCACAUUCUGUUGGGUUUUCUCACUGUGGCAAGUUCUCCAAUCGAAUCUACAACUUUAGCCCUCAAAAUCCAAUAGACCCAACCCUUAACAAGCAAUAUGCAACCCAAUUACAAGGGAUGUGUCCAAGGAAUGUUGACCCAAGGAUAGCCAUCAACAUGGAUCCCAAAACUCCCAGGACCUUUGACAAUAAUUACUUCAAAAAUUUACAGCAAGGUAUGGGCCUAUUCACAUCGGAUCAAGUACUCUAUACAGACAAGAGGUCCAAGGGAACUGUGGAUCUUUGGGCCAGUAAUUCCAAAUCAUUUCAAAAUGCAUUUAUAACUGCAAUGACAAAACUGGGCCGAGUUGGUGUGAAGACCGGCAGAAACGGAAAUAUUCGGUUUGACUGUGGAAGAAUGAAUUGACCGGACCUUUUGCACAAAUGGCCUUUUUUGAGGCCACUAUUUAAACGCAAAAAUUAGUUCAUUGAGUGUUAACAAGUAUAGAAUUUAUUUUGUAUUUUUUUUUUGUGGGAUGGUGAGGCCUGAAUAAGGAGACUUGACUUGAACCUUCCACUGUUAAUAUGCAAAAUAACAGUCCCAUUGUGGGAUGUGUAACUGUUGAAUAAAAACUGUGUGAAAUCCA
Messenger RNA from Solanum dulcamara, 1285 nucleotides. Its product is annotated as peroxidase 51-like. Gene Ontology annotation, molecular function: peroxidase activity; heme binding. Bases 67 to 1065 code for a protein of 332 amino acids. The record is from RefSeq and is a predicted model, not a curated record. Lineage: Eukaryota; Viridiplantae; Streptophyta; Magnoliopsida; Solanales; Solanaceae. The transcript has 4 exons. Gene Ontology annotation, biological process: response to oxidative stress; hydrogen peroxide catabolic process.